Hibiscus syriacus is the source of this 924-nucleotide messenger RNA. RefSeq names its product polyadenylate-binding protein RBP47-like. NCBI's taxonomy places the organism in Eukaryota, Viridiplantae, Streptophyta, Magnoliopsida, Malvales, Malvaceae. The coding region runs from base 1 to 924 and encodes 307 amino acids. The transcript is spliced from 2 exons. Gene Ontology annotation, cellular component: cytosol. Gene Ontology annotation, molecular function: mRNA binding. The record is from RefSeq and is a predicted model, not a curated record.
AUGUCGCAGCAACCACCACAAGAACCCAUAGCUAUGCCUUCUUCCCAGACGAACGAAACCUCUGAACCACAUUAUGACCAGCAUCAAUCGCAGGUGCAAGUGCAACCGUUGAAGAUGACGCUUCAACAACAACAAGCCGGUCAGUCGGGUUCUUCCGCUGCUACAGCGAUUCUGCCAAUAUUUCCUAUAUCCUCUAAUACGAAACAAUAUUUUGUUUCUGCAGCCAUUGAUCUCGAUGAAAAUAAAUAUCUCUGGAUCGGAGAUCUUCAGGAGUGGAUGGAUGAGCAUUACCUCCUCAAAUUCCAGUCACAAGCAGCAGCUGAGAGGGCUUUGCAGUCGUAUAAUGGGUUACCGAUGCCAAGUGCCGAGCAGAAGUUUAGGAUGAACUGGACUACACAAAGCAAUGGAGAAAAGAGACAAGGAAAUCAUCCAACUGCUAGUAAGAAGUCUGGGAUCGGUAAGCAGUUUAUGAAAGGCAAAGACAUUGUGACAGUGAGUCCGACAGAUCGCUCAUUCUCCGGUGAGGAAUGGACUGUCUUCGUUGAUAAUCUCAGUAAAAAAGUUUCUAGAAGAGAAUUAAGAGAGAUAUUAAACCAUUAUGGAAGAGUGUUGAGGGUUUUCAUCGUAAUUUUUUUUAAGAAACCACACUAUAAAUCUUCUAUAUUCGCAUUUGUCCAGUAUGCGAAGGAGGAAGGUAGAAGAAGAGUAAUACAAAAUAUCCAUGGAACGUUGAUAGAUGGGAAGAGUGUCUUAGUGGGGGUCGCAAAAUAUAAUAAAGCUAUAAAACGAGAAGUUGGAGAGAGAAGAUUCAUGAAAGUAGCUAACAAGUCAGCUAGAAAGGACAAAGGAAGCCAUGAGGAGGAGAUAGAGCUAUCGAGAAGCUUGAGGGAUGGACGAACGUAUAAGGAUUUUGAACGGGGGUGA